Copidosoma floridanum is the source of this 656-nucleotide messenger RNA. It is a transcript of the gene Pdf, whose product is annotated as Pigment-dispersing factor. NCBI's taxonomy places the organism in Eukaryota, Metazoa, Arthropoda, Insecta, Hymenoptera, Encyrtidae. The record is from RefSeq and is a predicted model, not a curated record. Gene Ontology annotation, cellular component: extracellular region. Gene Ontology annotation, biological process: response to light stimulus. Gene Ontology annotation, molecular function: hormone activity.
GAAGGAGCUACCCGUAUCGACGCUCCAUAUAUUUUUUUCCCUCAAAGUGAUUUUGAGCCAUUGUUUGCUACAUCGAGGUAAUAAAAAUGCAGUCUUGGUUGAACGGCUUUGUCAAAGUUUCUAUCCUCUUGGCGAUCAUCUGCUGUGCUUCCGCCUCGAUGGAGGACGAGUCACACAGCUUGGUCAUGCCCAACAAUUUCUACGGACGUGAUUUGGAUAACGAUUUGCUUGUGAAACUUUUGCUGACGAUGCCCCAGCGCCUCUGUCACCCCAAGAGGAACUCGGAUAUCAUCAAUUCGCUGCUCGGUUUGCCAAAGAACAUGAACAACGCCGGAAAGUAGAUUAAUAAGCAUAGAUAAAAAUUGCGUAACCGAUUCAACAUUACCCAAUGGUAUUUUUCAGUUGUGCUUAUCAUGAUGUACAUUUAUGUUUAUAAUAACAAUGUUUAUAGUGAAAUGUUUAAUGAAAACUUGCUGCUGUGCGUAAUCGACAAUAAAUUUUUAUUGCGAAUCAUGGAAAAAUUUAUAACACUGCUUAACGGCUACACAAAAAAUAAUUUGGUUGUUCCUUGGGGAAAAUUUUUACAAGCUGUAUAUCUCUAUGUUGUUUGUUUAACAUGAAUAAAGAGCAAAAAAUACUUAGAAAAAAUGUGGAAU